AUGGGGAAGAUCUUCCACUCACCCAACGUUAGUGGACAUGACGAUCCAAUAUCAUGGUCCUUGCCAUACCAUCGCGAAAAUCCCGGUAAACUUGAAGGUCACGAAAGAAGUUGGAAGUUCGUACCAGACAACGACACGAUAGCAGACCCUCUCCAGGACAUGAGGAUCGCUAAGGAUGCCAUCACAACACUGGGCUAUUUUGCAAAGGGAGGCAAGUACCAAAAUCAGCCAUUCUUCUUAGCCGUUGGGUUUAUUAGACCCCAUUUGCCAUUUAUAUCCCCAAUAUCAUAUUCAAAGCACUAUCCCCAAGAAAGCGUAAUCCUACCCCGGAACCCCUUACCACCUGUACACAUGCCGCCAGUUGCCUGGACGAAUAUUAACGAGUUAAGCCAGUACGAUGAUAUGGUGGCCCUCCAAGCCUCAGGCGCUAUAAACUCCAGUCUGCCGGAUAACACCACCCUUGGCCUUCGUAAAGCCUACUACAGCGCCGUCAGUUAUCUUGACGCAAUGGUUGGGAGUGUGCUCGAUGAACUGAAACGAUUAAACUUGGAUAACAAUACCAUCGUAUCACUUAUAGGUGAUCAUGGAUAUCACUUGGGAGAGCACGGCCUCUGGUGUAAGUUCACCAACUUCGAAUUGGCCACGCAUGCGCCAAUGAUAAUUCGUAUACCGGGAUUGACCGAUCAAGGAAUCGUGACAGAGAGUCUUGUUGAAAUGGUGGAUUUAUUCCCCACACUUGUGGAAGCUUCCGGUCUACCCAAACUGCCAGUAUGUCCACCCAAUUCAAAGUCGAUUUGA
This is a messenger RNA of Dreissena polymorpha, 798 nucleotides long. RefSeq names its product iduronate 2-sulfatase-like. NCBI's taxonomy places the organism in Eukaryota, Metazoa, Mollusca, Bivalvia, Myida, Dreissenidae. The record is from RefSeq and is a predicted model, not a curated record. Bases 1 to 798 code for a protein of 265 amino acids. The transcript has 2 exons. Gene Ontology annotation, molecular function: iduronate-2-sulfatase activity.